AUGAUGCUGUGCGGCAGGGACCCGGCGGGGACAUUCAAAACUAUGGCAGAAGUUUCGAAUAUACUUAAACCAACUUUAAACUCAGAAGACACGGAAAAUAUCAACAGCGGAGACAAUGGGAUAAAGAGGCGCCUUUCGUUUCCUUCAGAAAAAGAUAUUAGCGCUCUGGAGGAGCCGAAUAUGACAUGUAAAGUCUCAACGUUACAGAAUGUUCCCGACAACUCGAAUUCAUGCCAACCUUCUGCGGGAAACGCCGAGCAGCUCUCGCCUCAGGCCGUAAACAAUUGUUUAAAGGCUAAAAAUGCAAUUGAAUUGAAAGACGUCUCCCCUGAAUAUCGACUAAAUUCAGAACAACAUAGUGUAAACAAUACUGAAGACAAGGAAAACACCGCUACGUCCUCCACGAGCAUCACUCUAGAAAAUGCCCAAGCAGAAGACGAGUCCUCAGGCCAGAGAAGUAUGCAAGAUUCCAGUGUGGCUGCCAGUAAACAACAUGUGAACACAGAGGACAGUGAUGCUGAGGUGGUGAGAAGAGCACAGGUGGAAGGCUGCGUGAAAAUCAUCUUCCCUGGCACUGUAACACAGGAAGGCUGCUGUCGCUUUGUCAGCGAGAUCCUCAAGUGUAUUCUCUAUCAGAGACAGCAACUACCCAUGACGUACGACCAGCUGGUGUAUUCCCAGAAGAAACAACAAGCCUCAGUGCAGGAUAAAGACACUGUGAGUCGGAGGCCGGUGCAGUCUGCAGACAUGAACUGGCGGAAGUGUCAGCAAACCCUUCAAGAGCUAGAGGAGGUUCUGCAGCAGCUGGAGGUACUUUUUUCUCUCAGCAGGGUGCCUCGUGUGCUGCUCCUGAUGGGUGGCUCUCUCGUGCUGCCCAAAGAGCUGUAUGAGAUCAACAUGGAGGCGCUGGUAUUGGCUAGUGGAGAUCAAUGUCUACGGGUAUCCUCAUGCUUAAGGCAACUUUUCCGCACUCUUUUUGUGGCUGACCUUUUGUCUGACACAAGACCGGUUCGUUUAAUGCCCACCACAGUCUUGGUGCUGGCUCACAGGGAUUGCGGUGUUGGCUGGUUCCGCCCUAAACUACAAUUUAAAGUGCCAACUCGUGUAAAGAACCAAAUUAUUGCUCUGUCUACUGAUCCCAGCACCUGCCAGGAACCGAGGGCUGAGGGGUCAGACUGGCAGGAUUAUGUGUGGUUUCAGGCACCCAUGACUAUCAAGGGCUUCAGCAACUGACCCAAAAAGUUGGGGAGCAGGAUUGAAGCUCUCUUUCUGAAUACUACAAUUAAAUUUUAAAGGCAGUACAAGAGAAUUUUGAAUUAGGCUGUAUAUAUUUUACUGAAUUAUGAGUUAAAUUUUUUUCUACUUGUGAUUAAAAGUAUGUCCAUUCAAAUAAUAGUGGUUUUAUUGACACAAGCAGUGUGGCAUAUUAUCCUUUUUUAUCAUCUUCUGAAAUAAUGAGAAUAUGUUUUCUAAGAUGCUUUGUUGGCAUGUGAUGUAACAUCUGUUUGAGAACAUUGUGUAUUAUUAUUUAUAUUUAAAAAGAAUGUUUUACAUUAAAUAUCAUUCAUUAGGACAUUAAACACAGAACAACACACACAAUUAGUGCAA
Toxotes jaculatrix (banded archerfish) is the source of this 1608-nucleotide messenger RNA. RefSeq names its product MAD2L1 binding protein. Lineage: Eukaryota; Metazoa; Chordata; Actinopteri; Toxotidae. Gene Ontology annotation, biological process: regulation of exit from mitosis. Gene Ontology annotation, cellular component: nucleus. The record is from RefSeq and is a predicted model, not a curated record. The coding region runs from base 1 to 1233 and encodes 410 amino acids. The transcript has 3 exons.